Exserohilum turcica Et28A is the source of this 360-nucleotide messenger RNA. RefSeq lists its product as uncharacterized. The record is from RefSeq and is a predicted model, not a curated record. The transcript has a single exon. NCBI's taxonomy places the organism in Eukaryota, Fungi, Ascomycota, Dothideomycetes, Pleosporales, Pleosporaceae. Bases 1 to 360 code for a protein of 119 amino acids.
AUGCAAGCACCGGAUCUUACCCCCAUAGACUUCGUCCCAGACACCGGCGCUAGAACAUCCAUUAUUAAGCGAAAAUACCUUGAACACUACCCAAGAGUGAAUAUCAAGCAGGCGAGCAAGGAUGAACAAAUGGAAAUAACUGGUAUCGGAUCGACCGCGAUUUUUGCGGAGCAUUACAUAGAAGACUUCCCCUUGACCAUGCAAGCAGUCGAUGGCGAAAUAAUCAGGCUCUACAGACGAGUCUACGUCGUCGACAAGCUGCCAGUCCCAUGUAUCAUCGGCAAUAACAUACUUAGACUAAACGGAGUCAAUAUCAUGUUUAAUGAUGUGCUAGGUGAUUUUGCGGCACUGCGCAUCUAG